AUGCUCGACUGCACGCAAAAGGACAGCGAGAACGACAGCAUGGCAAACGCAAGCCGAGUCCACGACCGGGUGCCUCCACCGGGCUGUCGGCCCCUCGACGACCUGGUCAACGGGCUGCCUCCGGAGAUCGUGCACACAAUCGCCGAGCGUCUUCGGCCAAAGGACAUCGGCAGGUUGCGUCUCGUGUCGGCCAAGUUCGCCGUGCAGACCGGCUUCGCGCUGGCGGCGUACGUCGUGCCGCUCGUCACCAUCGACGAGGACGGCGCCGAGACGCUGUGGCAGCUCAGCACGACCUUCAGCAAGCGCCUGCCCCCGCUUUCGGCUUUCAUCUCCAAGAUUGGCUUCAUGGAUCGCACGUGCAACGACCGCGCCGACAUCUGGCGCGAGGUGCGCGUGGUCCGCGGUAAGUACGUCGUCCCUCAACCCAAGCACGACGACGGUCCAGGCUCGGACGGUAGCGAGCACGAGCAGAGCCGGAUCGAGACCGAGCAUGUCCACCGCAAGGCCCGCCAAGCGUACGAUCAAGCCGCCUGCAAAUGGAUCAACGGCCACCUCUUCCAGCACCAGGGGAGUAUCCAGAUGGUGUGCAGCGAGCUGAGGAUGGCGAGGGACACCAUGGCGCCGACCAAGGAGCUGAUUCACCGGCUGGCCCACCUGCUUCACAAGUUCCCCAAGUGGAGGGCCUUCUUCGUGGACGGCGUGGCUAGGGAAGACGUCGAGAUCCAUCUCGACGUCCGCGGCCGGCUGCUGGGCGUCGAGCUGGGCGCGCGCCAGCUGGCCGACCCGGGCGCGCGCCGCCCUCGCCUUGUCGAGAACCUCAGCCCGGCGGAGCUUCCGUGCGCGUGUCCGUACGUGCGAGAUCCCCGCGACAACGAGUUUGGCUGCGACGACGCCGAGCACGAGAACCACCCGCCCAACCCCUACCGCAAGCGCUACCUGCGGCCCGCCCUGCUCGACCUCAAGGCCGUGGUCGACGUCGCCAAGAUCACCAUAUGCGGCGUCUAA
Messenger RNA from Verruconis gallopava, 1005 nucleotides. RefSeq lists its product as uncharacterized. Gene Ontology annotation, molecular function: protein binding. The transcript has a single exon. The record is from RefSeq and is a predicted model, not a curated record. Bases 1 to 1005 code for a protein of 334 amino acids. NCBI's taxonomy places the organism in Eukaryota, Fungi, Ascomycota, Dothideomycetes, Venturiales, Sympoventuriaceae.